Messenger RNA from Labeo rohita (rohu), 2052 nucleotides. It is a transcript of the gene cldn15lb, whose product is annotated as claudin 15-like b. NCBI's taxonomy places the organism in Eukaryota, Metazoa, Chordata, Actinopteri, Cypriniformes, Cyprinidae. Gene Ontology annotation, molecular function: structural molecule activity. Gene Ontology annotation, cellular component: bicellular tight junction; plasma membrane. Gene Ontology annotation, biological process: bicellular tight junction assembly; cell adhesion. The transcript has 5 exons. Bases 725 to 1384 code for a protein of 219 amino acids. The record is from RefSeq and is a predicted model, not a curated record.
UAAAACUAAUAAAAAAAUAUUAUUACUAAGAAUUAUUAUUAAUUACAAAAACUUUUACUAAACCAAAUUCGGAAAAAAACAGAAAAUAUAAAAAUAAAGAACAAAUUAAACUGUAACAAACUAUAAGAGUAUGACAUAAUAGAAAUAAUAACAAAUUAAGUACAAACUGAUUUGUUGGCCUGUAAGACAUGAAAAACCUUCAAGGCUUCUUUAACUUUCAGACAAGACUUUAAGCCAUCAUUCAAAGUUCAUCUUGAUAAACCUUUCUUUGUCUAGUUAAAACUGACCCUUGUUUCACCUACUAUGUAUGGUUUAUAUAAAAUGCGUUCAGGCAAACACAAAAUCUAGUUUAUUUAGAAUCAGAAGGUUUCUGUUUAUUUAGUUUAACCCUCCCAUUAUUAGAGAGACACACACACAACCCCAAUUUGACCUAAAGGGCGAGGCCUUCUAUUUUAGAGGUUAAACCCAGUUGUUCCGCUGUUAGUUCAUAUGCCACUUCCUGUAUUGACUUCCGUGGUGUUAUCUAGUGAAAGGCAUAUAGGAGGGACCAGAGUUUAUGGUUUUAUGACUCUGAUCUUCAAUCUAUAACACACUGACACAGUCAAACACACUCCCAUCUUGGUACGGCGCUCGGAUCGGUGCGAAGUCUGUCUGCCGGUGCGGUUGUGGAUUCGUAAUAGUCUUUUAUUGGAUAUCGUGUGGAUUUGAGACGCGGUAGUUGAUCAUGUCGACUGGGGUUCAGCUGUUGGGGUUUCUGAUGUGUUUGGGGGGCUGGCUGCUCACCUUCAUGUCGUUGUUGAAUGAGUCGUGGCGCAAGUCGACGUUUGCGGAGGACGCCCUCACGUCGAUUUGGUACAAUAUUAACCUGUGGCAGUCGUGCUCCGAGACAACCACUGGCAUCAAAAACUGCAAACCGUUUCCGUCCCUGCUUGAACAGCCUGGACACAUCCAGGCCUGUCGAGCUCUGAUGAUCAUCGCUCUCAUUCUGGGUUUACUUGGCGUCAUUUUGGCCGUGAUGGGACUCAAAUGCACUAAACUGGGCAGCACGUCUGAGGAGUCAAAGGGCAAAAUCAGCCUUAUAGCCGGAAUCUUCUACAUCCUGUCAGGUCUGUGCGUUAUGAUUGCGGUGUCGUGGUAUGCCGCUCGAGUCGUUCAGGAGUUUUACGAUCCUCGCUACCUGGGAACAAGGUAUGAACUGGGCGUCGGUCUGUAUCUGGGAUGGGCGGCGGGAGCUCUGGCUAUUCUGGGCGGAGGAAUCCUUUGCACUUCCUUCAAGAGUUCAGGAUCUGCAAAAUCACGUAACUACAACUACACCGCUUCACAGCCGCAGAAGAUCUACAAAUCACCGCCGUCAGAAAACAGCGCUUCCAAAGCUUACGUCUGAGUGUCUUAUUUUGACUUUUCAUUUUUUUUUUUUUUUUUUUUUACAUUGAUGUGUAUUUUUUAGUACUUGCAUUUUAGAAGUCAAUGAAUUGAGCUUCUUUUUUUUUUAACUUACUUUGCAUGAUUCAUCAGUGUUGAUUUCACAAGGAGUUCAUUAUUUUAAAAUCUUGCAUUAUAUAAAAAGAUUUCAGUUUUCAAGUUUCAAACAGUAGAUCCUGGCAGUGUUUCAGCUGGAAAUCGGAUUGUCGAAACCCCACUGCGGGCUAUCAUUCAGCUUUGACUCAAUGAUAUGAAACACUCAAUUUACACUUGGGUUAUUAUAGUAAACUAAAACCUUUUGUUACUUGAAAUAAAAUACUUUAACUGAAAUUAAAAAAAGCACAUAAUUAAUAAAACCCAAAAAAAUGACAAAAACACACAACAAAAUGACUAAAACAAACAAACAAAAAACACCAUCAAAUUAAUUUCCCUACUGUACUUUUUUCCCCCACUGAAUCUCAUGUUUCAUGUUGACCUUAAUACUUUUAUGUCUUUAUAUGGAUAAUUUUAGUUUGUUAUAUAAAUGUUACAUUGUCUGUUUUGGUGUUUUGAAAAGCUCAUUGUUUUCCAAAAUUGCUAGUAUGUGUAUUUUGUCAUUGUUUCUGUGAAUAAAACAAUUCUGUGAAGUUU